AAAAUUGAUACUCCUAUAAUCUCAUCUUCCUUUGAUUGAUAUAAGCCAGAGAAUACAAGUGAAAAAAAAAAAAAAAAAAAUGUCGCAAGCAGCAGAGGAAGAUAAGAAGCCAGCUGGUGGAGAUCAAGUUCACAUCAACCUUAAAGUGAAAGGACAGGAUGGUAAUGAAGUCUUCUUUAGGAUUAAAAGAAGCACCCAGCUUAAGAAACUCAUGAAUGCAUAUUGUGACCGGCAGUCGGUGGACUUCAAUUCAAUUGCCUUCUUGUUUGAUGGUCGCCGUCUUCGUGGAGAGCAGACUCCAGAUGAGCUGGAGAUGGAGGACGGUGAUGAAAUUGAUGCAAUGCUGCAUCAAACUGGAGGCUCAACUGUUUGAGGAGUCUCUUUUGUUUAUGGACAUAGUUUGUGCUUCUAGGUAGUAUGACUUUAAUGAAUGUAGCUUUUGCUACCUUAGGACAUGUAAGCAAUAUAUGAGCUAUGUGGUUUUGCUUGCGGACCAGCUUGUAUGAACUUAACUACUACUAUUACUUACUGUUGUAAGAAGAUAACCUCGCUGUGAAAUUAAAGUGUUGCUUGUUCUAUCUA
Lycium ferocissimum is the source of this 582-nucleotide messenger RNA. Its product is annotated as small ubiquitin-related modifier 1. Gene Ontology annotation, molecular function: ubiquitin-like protein ligase binding; protein tag activity. The coding region runs from base 80 to 373 and encodes 97 amino acids. Gene Ontology annotation, cellular component: nucleus. The transcript has 3 exons. The record is from RefSeq and is a predicted model, not a curated record. NCBI's taxonomy places the organism in Eukaryota, Viridiplantae, Streptophyta, Magnoliopsida, Solanales, Solanaceae. Gene Ontology annotation, biological process: protein sumoylation.